This is a messenger RNA of Diatraea saccharalis (sugarcane borer), 1184 nucleotides long. NCBI's taxonomy places the organism in Eukaryota, Metazoa, Arthropoda, Insecta, Lepidoptera, Crambidae. The record is from the annotation of a GenBank genome assembly.
AUGAGUUUAAAUGAUAAAGUAGUUCUAGUUACUGGUGCCAGUUCUGGGAUUGGUGCAGCGAUUGCAAUCAAAUUUGCAUCAGAGGGGGCAAAAGUUGCAAUAGUUGGAAGAAAUGAAAAAAAAUUGAGCAAUGUAGCAAAUCGAUUGCAGGCGGUAGGCAGUACACCUUUAGUAAUUAAUGCUGAUGUGGCAAAAGACGACGAUGCCAAAAGGAUUGUCAGUGAAACAAUUGGGCACUUUAGCAAACUAGAUGUAUUAGUCAACAAUGCAGGUAUCGGGAACAUAGCAACGAUUGUCCAAGAAAAUACGAUGGAUGUCUAUGACCAAGUUAUGGGCACAAACCUACGAGCGCCAGUACAUUUAAUCCAUCUUGCGUCUCCACAUUUGAUCGAGUCCAAAGGAAAUGUCAUAAAUGUGUCAAGUAUAGCUUCUAAGUGUGUAAUAUCUGAUAAUAACCUGGCAUAUGGGGCAUCGAAAGCUGCCCUAGAUCACUGUACAAAAUAUAUAGCAUUCGAAUUGGCACCUAAAGGAGUGCGAGUUAAUACUAUAAAUCCUGGGUAUGUAAGAACUGAUAUUCUUGAAAAAAUUGUCCAAAAUGAAGAUUUUGAAAAUUUAAUAUGGAAAUCUAUGAUGAAUAGUUCACCGAUGCACAGACUCUGCGAAACUGAUGAAAUUGCUGAUCUUGCACUUUUCCUAGCGAGUGAUAAGGCAAAAGGAAUCACUGGUGCCAGUUAUGUUAUUGACAGUGGUGCGUUGUUGUUAGGUGGAAAACGACCGCCACUAGAGAGUUGAAUAGUGAGAAAUGGAAACCCCUUUUUAAACCCUAGAAAACAUUAUUUUUAAUGUAUAAUAUGUUGAUUGUACUAAAAAUAUAUACUUUUUAUAAAUGUUCCUAUUAUUUAUUUAAUAUCCUAAUGUUUCAUGUGGCAAUUCCUCUCCUUGCAGCUAAAAGUAGGUAAAUAUGAAAAAAAUACUUAGAAAAAUUUGUUUAAAGGCUACAAUUUGAAUAAUGAUAAUUUUGACUUACCCGUGUAUAUCUGAUUUUUCAGUUGUUUAGAUCGGUUGACAUAAUUUUAACUAAAUAAUAAUUUUACCAUUAUUAUAAAUAUUAUAAUUUAUCAUUAGAAAUAAAAUCUCAUAAAACUCAUUGAUAUCACUACUAGGUAAUAGUAGGUCAUAGGUUC